This is a messenger RNA of Adineta ricciae, 264 nucleotides long. The record is from the annotation of a GenBank genome assembly. NCBI's taxonomy places the organism in Eukaryota, Metazoa, Rotifera, Eurotatoria, Adinetida, Adinetidae.
AUGCCAUUGGGCUCAGAAUCGUUCAACUAUACCAAUACAAACUUCAACUGGUUUAAUCUUCUUCAUAUUCUUAUGUCGUUUUUCGGUAGUCUGUUAUCUGGUGGUGGCUGCUACUUUCUAUUUAAAUGCAUCCGAAACAAUUGGGAAUGCAAAAGCUCCUGGCGACAACCAAAAUUCAAUAAUUAUCAUCAACAGAAUAAGACAAAUGAAGUUCCAACUAACGAGAUAGCUAACGAGGUGAUUGAAAUGAUAGUUAUGAAAUAA